Molecule: messenger RNA, 1694 nt
Organism: Mustela lutreola (European mink)
Lineage: Eukaryota; Metazoa; Chordata; Mammalia; Carnivora; Mustelidae
Gene: TIAL1
Product: TIA1 cytotoxic granule associated RNA binding protein like 1
Exons: 12
Coding region: 265-1443 (392 amino acids)
Cellular component (GO): cytosol
Molecular function (GO): mRNA binding; DNA binding
Source: RefSeq, a predicted model, not a curated record
UGGCGGGCCGCGCCUGCGCUCUGCCCCGUUUCCUGCCUGGCUGGUGGCGGUGGCCAUUUUGUUCAUCCUCCUCCUCCUCCUGCUCCUCCUGGUUGGAGCGCAGUGUCCGGAGCGGGCUGGGGGGAGAGAGCCCGAGAGCAGGGUUCGGUGGCUUUUCCUCUGUCCCCAGCCAGUGCCCGGAGCCCCCCUCCCCUUCCUCCCCACCCCCUCCCCUCCCCAGCCCUGCCCUCCCCCUUGUCCCGGGAUCGCUCCGUCGCACCCACCAUGAUGGAAGACGACGGGCAGCCCCGGACUCUAUACGUAGGUAACCUCUCCAGAGAUGUGACAGAAGUCCUUAUCCUUCAGUUAUUCAGUCAGAUCGGACCCUGUAAAAGCUGUAAAAUGAUAACAGAGCAACCCGAUAGCAGAAGGGUCAACUCUUCUGUUGGAUUUUCUGUUUUGCAGCAUACAAGCAAUGACCCAUAUUGCUUUGUGGAAUUUUAUGAACACAGAGAUGCAGCUGCUGCAUUAGCUGCUAUGAAUGGGAGAAAAAUUUUGGGAAAGGAGGUCAAAGUAAACUGGGCAACAACACCAAGUAGCCAGAAAAAAGAUACUUCCAAUCACUUCCAUGUGUUUGUUGGGGAUUUGAGUCCAGAAAUUACAACAGAAGAUAUCAAAUCAGCAUUUGCCCCCUUUGGUAAAAUAUCGGAUGCCCGAGUAGUUAAAGACAUGGCAACUGGAAAAUCCAAAGGCUAUGGUUUUGUAUCUUUUUAUAACAAACUGGAUGCAGAAAAUGCAAUUGUGCAUAUGGGAGGUCAGUGGUUGGGUGGUCGUCAGAUCAGAACUAACUGGGCCACACGUAAACCACCUGCACCUAAAAGUACACAAGAAAAUAACACUAAGCAGUUGAGAUUUGAAGAUGUAGUAAACCAGUCAAGUCCAAAAAAUUGUACUGUGUACUGUGGAGGAAUUGCCUCUGGGUUAACAGAUCAGCUUAUGAGACAGACUUUCUCACCAUUUGGACAAAUUAUGGAAAUAAGAGUUUUUCCAGAGAAAGGCUAUUCAUUUGUCAGAUUUUCAACCCACGAAAGUGCGGCCCAUGCCAUUGUUUCGGUGAAUGGCACUACAAUUGAAGGACAUGUUGUUAAAUGCUAUUGGGGUAAAGAAUCUCCUGAUAUGACUAAAAACUUCCAACAGGUUGACUAUAGUCAGUGGGGGCAGUGGAGCCAGGUUUAUGGAAACCCACAACAGUAUGGACAGUAUAUGGCAAACGGGUGGCAAGUACCACCUUACGGAGUAUACGGGCAACCGUGGAACCAGCAAGGAUUUGGAGUAGAUCAAUCACCUUCUGCUGCUUGGAUGGGUGGAUUUGGUGCUCAGCCUCCCCAAGGACAAGCUCCUCCCCCUGUAAUACCUCCUCCUAACCAAGCUGGAUAUGGUAUGGCAAGUUACCAAACACAGUGAGCUGGGACUCUAAACAAAAUUGUAAUUCAUGAUAGCUUCAGUUUCCUGUGACACUCUGAAGACAUGAAAGUAGACAUCGGAAAAUGAAAAUAUUUAUUUUAAAAAUUGAAAUGUUUGGAACCUUUAGCACAGCUUUGCUUUGGUGAAGGACACAUGUCUUCUAGUUCUGCCUUUUUAAGUUUUUGUUCAUGAUGGAUAUGAACAUGAUUUUUCUUUGUGUACAAAAACUAAAAUAAAGUCAAUAAAGACAA